AUAUCGUAUCUUUCAAAAAAUACAUAUGGAUGACGUAGUACCGUAAACAUAUUUUGAAAAAAAGAUUUGACCUUUCCACCGAUUAGCUUCGUUAGAUCUUUCCACGUCAAAAGUGAAAGUACAUGUGAAUCUGUAGUUAUUUGUGAUACGAAGGUUACGUUUGGUCGUCCUCUUAGAUAAAAUGGAAAUGGCUUUUGCUAAAUAUCAGAAUCUCGAACAAAAAAUGUUGGAAAAUUUGAAGAUAAAUGGCAUAAAGCAUCGAUCGAAAGCAAGCGGCGGAUUAUGGCUUGGAAGUUUAAUCGGAUUCAGUGCAGUCUUAACGUUGUUGAAAGAAAGUAAUAGUUAUUCGGAAAUAUGUUUGGUCACGGGAUUAGCAGGUUUUGGGUUACUCGUUAGUUGUUUAUGUCUUUACAUUCGCCUUUGUAUAGGAAAGAGCGCGAUUAAAGAUUUUCAAGCAAUUUACUUUCUACCAGCGAUUGUAACGUCCGUGUUAUAUCUUCUUAUAGCGAACAAAGGAUUGCUGACGAGUUUAAUAUGGGGAUUAAGCGUAGGAAGCUUGGGUACCUGGGGAGUCGUACAACUGAUGUGGUAUUGCCCUGGUUGUUUUACAAUCGGAGAGGCAACGAUUGUUACCCAUGGAAAUAUCUUGUUCCUACUGUCGGUUGCUACGAAUAUACCAUUGAGGUAUCAUUUGCCACCAAUUCAUAAUGAUGAUAUCGUCACCGUCAUAUUACAGAUUGGUAUAUUAUACGUGUUAUCGGUCUGUUUAUUAUGUAAAAACUUUUCUAUACUACGUUCUUCUCUGUGCUUUUAUACGAUGGUAUUUGGCAUUUUUUUUCUACUCAUUGUUCCAUUAUUAUAUGUCCUCCUUGACAGAAAUCCUAUAAUAUGGAUAUUAUUUUAUAUCUCUGGCGAACGGCAUAGAAUUACAUUGAUGAUAUAUUGGACAAUUUGUUUAUUAUUUUGCAUAUUUGUUAUAACACUUCAAACGCUAUCUGGCAUUCAAGCUACAACCUCCAUCAGAAAAUACUUUCAUGUCCUAGCCGUUCUCGUUUAUAUCCCUGGACUUUUGUUUGAGCCUACAUUAUUGUAUCUUGGAAGUGGCGUUAUAAUGGGAAUAUUUCUACUGUUGGAGUUAUCAAGGAUUUUGAAAAUAUCACCUUUAGGAGAUAUUCUACAGAAAGGAUUCGUUAUAUUUGUGGAUGAGAAAGAUACUUUAAUCUCUCUGACGCCAUUGUAUUUACUCUGUGGUCUUUCAUUUCCGCUGUGGAUGCCAACUAGUAAUGUUUCACUGUUUGUCCUUCUUAGCGGGGUAUUAACAGUAGGCAUAGGCGAUACGGCUGCUAGUUUUGUUGGUAGUAAAUGGGGAAAGCAUAAAUGGCCAGGUUUAGAAAAAUCUUUGGAGGGAACACUUGGCUGUGUUACUAGCCAACUUGGAACAAUAUCGGUUCUUGUUUACAUGCGAUAUAUCAAUGAUCGAUGGUUGUUAUUAAGAAGUAUACCGUCCGUUAUUGCAAUUUCUUUUAUCGAAACAAAAACCGAUCAAAUCGAUAACUUGGUUUUGCCAUUGUUGAUGUAUGUAUGUCUUAUCAUCUAGAUGCAGUACAUUUUUUACUGUAGAAGGUAACAUAUAUAUAUAUAUAUAUAUACAUAUAUACAUACUCGAAGUUUUAUUAGGAUAUAAAUUAAAUUUACAGCACAUUCGAUGAGUUCUCGUUAAAUGAUAUUCACUAAUAGAGAACAAAUUUUAUAUGCGCCAUAUUUAUUUGCAAAUUAUAGUACUAUAUGUUGUACAUAUUUAUAUAGAAUUGAAAUACCUGAUGAACGAACAAUUUGUGUAAAAAAAAUAUUACAAUUGCAUAGAGAUAUUAUUAAAUUACAUAAUUUAAAUAGUAUUUAAUUUAAUAAUGUUCAUAUAUACAUUUUAUACUAUAGUUACAAUCGUUACAAGCUUUUGUACAAUAGCUCAAUGUAUUAUUUUUGAACAAAUUUUCAUAACUUGUUUUUCAUAUACCGUAUCCUUUUAACGUUCCUUUUGAUUUGUAAAUCCGUACAUAUACCACAGAAAAAUAUCAUCGGAAUACAUCUUCAUUUUGAAGUUGAUUUACGAUCGUUCUCUUUGAUAGUCCUUUAUCGACCGAUGAAUAUCUCUAAAAAAUUAUUUUUUGUAUAAUUUUCUACAUUAAUAUACCUCUCAUUAAAUUAUAAGCGCAAUAAUCCAAUGUGCUAUAAUAUGAUUUAACAGGGAUCGAUAGAUAGCGGGAACUAUCAAUGCAUAAUUAUCAAGAGCAAUACGUAAUAUACAUGUAGUAAUAAGAAAUUAUGUUUAUCACGAUAUUUUGUCCAAGUAUUGUCGUGCUUUUUUUUCUUUUAAUUAUCAGCAAUGAUUUUUAAUUUCGAUUGUUUAAAUUCGACUUGUCGAUAAUGCGUUAGUUGUAUUAAAAUAUUAUGACAAGGGCCAUUAAUAAAAAGAUUUUUUUUCCGACGCCGCAGAAAGACGCGACUUCGAGGAAAUUAUAAAUUUGUUAGAAGGGAAAGGAGGAGGAGGAGGAGGAGGAGGGAAAAAGUGAUUAGACGAUCGCGUUUUAAUUUAUUUUUUAUUGACCACACAGCCUUAAAAUCUUUCCACGGACAGCAUGUCGUUACGCUUCGUGUCUUCUCGCAUAUAAUACUAUUCUCCGAGGAGAAGGAAAAAAGCACCGUUUCUUUUUAUUACGUCCAUCUGAAUAUUACGGAAAGAGUACGCGAUAAAGCGAUAUUAAUUCGACGACGAUACUCGUUCUUGCUAAAUUUCUUCUUGUUAAAUUUAUGUUCUUUCCCGCACAUCGCACCGAAUAAUUUCAUAUUAGAUAUCCGCGAGCGAUGCGUUGUCAAUUUCUUUUUUCUUUUUUUUUUUUUUUUGAAAGGAAACAAAGUGGUACAGAUUUAGAAAAUGAAAAUUGACGGAAACGAUGCUUUUUCGGUUAUUCCGCGAGAACGUUUCAAUAUGUUACAGUGGAUCCGUUGUUCUCCAAGAAACAGCGAGACUUAUCGAUCGAUCGAAAUUUUUUUGAAGGACGAUUUUACGAUGCGAACACGUCGUAAAUAAUCGUCGAAUCGUCUUUUGCAAAGUUCGAAGUUCACGGAGAACGACGGAUGAAUGUCAGAGGCGUUUUAACUACCUACCAACUACUUAUUAUGUAUAGUCCUUUUUCUUAUAUCCUUAUAUUCAUAUAAUCGUAUAGCAAUUAAAUAAAUAAUCCUGAAAUGUUCGAUCGUA
Molecule: messenger RNA, 3259 nt
Organism: Vespula pensylvanica (western yellowjacket)
Lineage: Eukaryota; Metazoa; Arthropoda; Insecta; Hymenoptera; Vespidae
Gene: Dolk
Product: dolichol kinase
Exons: 7
Coding region: 182-1597 (471 amino acids)
Biological process (GO): dolichyl monophosphate biosynthetic process
Cellular component (GO): endoplasmic reticulum membrane
Molecular function (GO): dolichol kinase activity
Source: RefSeq, a predicted model, not a curated record